This is a messenger RNA of Ananas comosus (pineapple), 2078 nucleotides long. RefSeq names its product glucan endo-1,3-beta-glucosidase 3. Gene Ontology annotation, biological process: carbohydrate metabolic process. Lineage: Eukaryota; Viridiplantae; Streptophyta; Magnoliopsida; Poales; Bromeliaceae. The transcript is spliced from 4 exons. Gene Ontology annotation, cellular component: plasma membrane. The record is from RefSeq and is a predicted model, not a curated record. Gene Ontology annotation, molecular function: hydrolase activity, hydrolyzing O-glycosyl compounds. The coding region runs from base 253 to 1749 and encodes 498 amino acids.
CCCCAUUUAAACCCCCAAAAAAAUCCCCUGCUCCUCUCCCCAAAUACCCCCCCUCACUCACUCCACUCCCCCCCAAAUUUGUUCAUUUUUUUGGGGUUAAAUCCAGUAAAAAAGCUUCCUUUUUCAUCAUCUUCUUCUUCUUCUUCUUCCUCUUCUUCUUUUUCCACUUUUUAGUCGAUUUAAUCAAGCUUUUAGCUUCUGGGUCCUCUCCGGAAACAUCUAUUUAGUGCAUGUGAAGUGGAAGAUCCAUCCAUGGAGCUGAUUUUUCUGCUGGUUCUGGGGAUCCUUUCCGUGGUUAAUGGCGAUGAAGGUGCAUACAUCGGCGUGAAUGUUGGCACGGCACUGUCGUCAAUGCCAUCGCCGACGCAGGUGGUGGCACUGCUGAAGUCGCAGCAGAUCCACUACGUACGCCUUUAUGAUGUCGACCCCGCCAUGCUGGCCGCCCUCGCCAACUCCGGCAUCCGUGUCGUCGUCUCCGUCCCCAACGAGCAGCUCCUCGCCGUGGGCCAGUCCAAUGCCACCGCGGCCAACUGGGUUGCCCGUAACGUCGCCGCCCACUUCCCUGCCGUCAACAUCUCUGCCAUCGCUGUCGGCUCCGAGGUCCUCUCCGCCCUUCCGAAUGCUGCCCCGCUCCUUAUCCCUGCCCUCCGCUACAUCCACUCCGCUCUCGUCGCCGCCAAUCUCGACCGCUACAUCAAGGUCUCCACCCCGCACUCCUCGUCCAUCAUCCUCGAUUCCUUCCCACCCUCUCAGGCCUUCUUCAACCGCACCCUCGACCCCGUCCUCGUCCCCCUCCUCAAGUUCCUACAGUCCACCGACUCCUAUCUCAUGCUCAACGUCUACCCCUACUACGACUACAUGCAGUCCAACGGCGUCAUCCCCCUCGACUAUGCCCUCUUCCGCCCCCUCCCCCCCAAUAAGGAGGCCGUCGACGCCAACACCCUCCUCCACUACACCAAUGUGUUUGACGCGGUUGUCGACGCCGCCUACUUCGCCAUGGCCUAUUUGAAUGUCACGAACUUGCCUGUCGUCGUGCUCGAGUCCGGGUGGCCCCACAAGGGCGACCCAUCCACCGAGCCCGACGCUACCCCUGACAACGCUGACACCUACAACAGCAACCUCAUCCGGCACGUGCUCAACAGCACCGGCACGCCGAAGCACCCUGGAGUGCCCGUGCCCACAUACAUCUAUGAGCUUUACGAUGAGGACCAGCGCCCUGGGGCCACGUCGGAGAGGUACUGGGGGCUGUUCGACGCGAGCGGUGUGCCUGCGUACACACUACACCUAACUGGGUCGGGUGUGCUGCUGGCAAACGACACGACAAACCAGACGUACUGCAUUGCGCGGGACGGUGCAGAUGCCAAGAUGCUGCAGGCCGCGCUCGACUGGGCAUGCGGACCCGGGAAGGUGGACUGCUCUGCAAUGAUGCAGGGGCAGCCGUGUUACGACCCCGACACAGUUGAAUCCCAUGCGACCUACGCGUUCAACGCAUACUAUCACGGGAUGGGUAUGGGUUCGGGCACCUGCUACUUCAACGGGGUUGCGGCCAUAACCACCACUGACCCAAGUCAUGGUGCUUGCAUAUUUGCUGGAAGUGGCGGAAAGAACGGCACAAUGUUGAACGGCACAUCGUUGGCUCCUUCCUCCAAUUCCACAGCAGCACAAUCGGGCUCUCCUCAUACUACCUUCGACCCCUCAUCGCUUGUUAUAAUGAUGGGGCUGCUACUUCUGAGUAUGAUCUUCUUGUAGGUUAGGAUGUGUCUCUCUCUCUCGCUCUCGCGCGCGCGUGCGCGCCUCUCUUUUGUCUUUCCGGUGUAUUGAGAAGUUGUGUUACUUUUGGAAGGAAAUUAAAUUGGAAAUGACAUGCCUUAGUGAUAGGAUGGAUGUGCUUAAUAUUUCUCAAUGAAGCAGAGGGCCUUUUGUUGCUAUGCACACCCAAUUUUGGUCUCUGUAUCUUGUGGGUGAAGCGCUCUUUAAUUUAUUGGAACUGGGGUUUUUUUUAUUUCUUUGGUGCUUCAAGAACCAGCAGUGUAUGUUGUGCUAAAAUGAAGAUGCAUUCAUUUCAUUUACUGCCUUUA